AUGACCACCUCUGUCGGUAGGUUUAAGAUUAAUUCAAAAGCAGACAACAACAGCGAUGCGUUUGUUACUGUUACGGAGUUUGCCGGCAAAGGAGGGGCGGAUGUGGGUGAUGAUUUGGUGGUUUUGUACAGUCACUUAGAGUAUGCGUUUAAAAGAAUUGCGGCUCUGGUUGCUUCUCCGGUUAAUUCUAGCCUUGGGAAAAGCUCCGGCGAUGGUGGAGAUGUGGGGUCCGGUAGAGAUAAACCUAAACCGCUUGACAUUGUUUCUAACGAGAUCCUCUUAUCUUGUUUAAGAAACUCUGGAAAAGUUGCAGUCAUGGCUUCCGAAGAAGACGACGCUCCUGUUUGGAUAACCGAUGAUGGCCCUUUUGUGGUGUCUUCCAGUGGAAGAGAAGGGAAUGCUAAACUCGUUGCAGAGUGGCAGUAG
Messenger RNA from Helianthus annuus (common sunflower), 426 nucleotides. Its product is annotated as fructose-1,6-bisphosphatase, chloroplastic. Gene Ontology annotation, biological process: gluconeogenesis; fructose 6-phosphate metabolic process; fructose metabolic process. Gene Ontology annotation, molecular function: fructose 1,6-bisphosphate 1-phosphatase activity. The transcript is spliced from 3 exons. Gene Ontology annotation, cellular component: cytosol; cytoplasm. NCBI's taxonomy places the organism in Eukaryota, Viridiplantae, Streptophyta, Magnoliopsida, Asterales, Asteraceae. The record is from RefSeq and is a predicted model, not a curated record. The coding region runs from base 1 to 426 and encodes 141 amino acids.